Zootoca vivipara (common lizard) is the source of this 1835-nucleotide messenger RNA. It is a transcript of the gene SMIM19, whose product is annotated as small integral membrane protein 19. Lineage: Eukaryota; Metazoa; Chordata; Lepidosauria; Squamata; Lacertidae. The record is from RefSeq and is a predicted model, not a curated record.
UCAGGCGCCGGCCUCUUCCUCCCUGUUUCCCUGCAUCCUUUCCGCGGUGCGGUGCGCGCGGGAUUCCCACCCAUGGCCGGUGCGCGCGUGCUGGGCGAGAGCGGGGGCGGUGGGGGCGCCGCCGCCGCCGCGGCCCCCAUGGACUACUCGGUGCACGAGGCUUGGAACGAGGCCACCAACGUCUACCUGCUGGCGGUGCUGGCUAGCCUGGCCCUGCUGGUGUACGCGCGCAGAAAUAAAAGGAAGAUCAUGAGGAUUUUUACGCUACCUCCUGCUGUAGAAGUACCACCUGAGCCAAACUUUUAUGAUAGUGUGAAAAAAAUUCGUCUGCGACAGCAGCUAGAGAUGUACUCUAUCGCAAGGAAAUAUGAUCACCAGCAGCAACCUCAGAAGCAGACUGAUAGUGUACAGCUAUUGGUGGAAUGAAGUCUUUAAACUCUGAAGCUGAGAGGAUGACGGAAAGUUUGGGAUAUAGUCUUUUUCAAUGCGACUUGAAUAGUAUAUCAAUUUGUAUUCGUAAUUAUUGCCUUGAGAAGACGUAUGUAAAUGUACAACGAGCAUUUUCUGAAAUCGGGAAAAUUAACAUGGCUGAUACAUAUUGGUCCUGUUUUCCAGUUUGCAUUACAAAUGAUUUCCAGUAAGAGUUGAUAAAGUGAAAGCAGGACUGCUGGGACGUUCAGUGUGGGUAUCACAGCUAUUCCCAUUCAAAAGGGAUGAGAAAGGCACAUGACAUUUGAUGUGCCUCAGUGCAGUUAAUAAAGUAGUUGGUGCUGGCAGAGAACAGAAUAUAUAUUGAGAGGCUCACAAUAAAUACCAAAUGUCCUGUUUGGGUUAUAGAAUAUAGAUCAAGAGAUAAAAAUAUUAGAAUGUACAAAUUUUCCUUUUUGAACUGGUAAACAGUGGUAGAUAAAACAAGUAGUUAAGAAAGUCACUUAUUUUCAGGUGGAGGCUCCGCAGGGCAUGGAUAUUUUUUUUACCUGUUUUAAUUGUCUUCCUGGUGUUUUUUUAAAAAUCUUGUUAAGUUCCAUUGUUGUUGCAUCUGUUGUUGUUUUUAAGCCAGGAUACUCGCAGUUAAAAUGGCUUAGGACCAUUGAACUCAAUGGAAUUAAGCUGUUUGAAGUUUAGGCAGUUGUGGCUAAUUAGGUGGUCCUAAUUAGAACUAAAAUAAACUUAAAAUGUUUUUGGGAAAAUGCCUAUUUGACUAAGUCAGUAGCAAAGCUGCAAUUCUUUAUGGGCUGGGGGAGCAUGUUUUCUUCUUGGGUUGUUAAAUGGCACUUUAAUGAGGCACUAUUACAAAGAGGGUUACAUAGCUGGAGCACAAGGUAAUAAAAAUGUUCUUAGCGAUUACAGCUAGAACUGCUUGGAAUCCAGAUCCACCUUUAAUGGUCAGUUAUAAAUGUAUUUGCAAAUAUGUCAGACAUAACUGAUUAUGGUGGAAUUGUGGAGUGAUUAGGUGAUGCAAAUAAUUUAUAUGUAGGUGCUCAUAAAUACUUGAAGAAAUGUGAGAUAAUUGUUCUAGGCACAUUUGAAAACAUAAACGUGAUGAAUUAAACAAUGAAUUCCAUCCCUAAGUAGGCGGCGACUUUCCAAUUUUGGUUAAAAAUAAAAAGAGAAGAUUUACAAAUUUCUGUCUAAUGUUAAAUAGCCAUUUCUGUCUAGUGUUAAAUAUAAAACUACAUGGUAUUAUUGUAAUAUAUCACUUCAAUUGGACUGUCUGGUACUCUUGUGCCCUGGGUAGCAGCUGUAAACUUGCCCUUGCAAAAUGCUUCCGUACUUUCAGUGUAUAAAAUGUUUUUGUAUUUUAUUUUUAACAGUAAAAUGCAUUUAAAGUUGGG